Molecule: messenger RNA, 1960 nt
Organism: Dissoconium aciculare CBS 342.82
Lineage: Eukaryota; Fungi; Ascomycota; Dothideomycetes; Mycosphaerellales; Dissoconiaceae
Product: cytochrome P450 monooxygenase
Exons: 5
Coding region: 50-1606 (518 amino acids)
Molecular function (GO): monooxygenase activity; iron ion binding; oxidoreductase activity, acting on paired donors, with incorporation or reduction of molecular oxygen
Source: RefSeq, a predicted model, not a curated record
GCGACACUUCACGCUCGAAACCGAACCCAUCGGGUCGCGCAUCCUCGAAAUGUCCUCUCUAUCGCUGCUGUCGUCCGUCGUCGCGCCUUCCGUCCUGGCCGUCUCCGUCGUCCUCUACCUCAUAAGCCUGCUCGUCUAUCGAUGGUACCUGCAUCCCCUCGCCGGCAUCCCCGGCCCCAAGAUCGCGGCGGCCACGGGUCUGGUGGAAAUGUGGUAUGACAUUGUCCGAGGCGGGCAGUAUGUCUUUCAGCUGGAGAGGUGGCAUGCCGAAUAUGGUCCGAUCAUCCGCAUCGCCCCCAACCACGUCCACUUCCUCGACCCGGACUUCUUCGACGAGCUCUACUCCAUGAAGCACCCCCGGCACAUGAAGCUCGCGCACCUCCGCGACCGCUUCAACACGCCCACCUCCAUCGGCGACACCCCGGACGCCGACGAGCACGACCGGCACCGCGCCCUCCUCGCCCCCCUCUUCUCGCGCCAGCGCGUCGCCGAGCUCACCGGCUACGUCCAGACCCGCGCGGACAAGCUCUGCGCGAACGUCCUGCGCGCGGCGGCGGCGGGGCCCGCGGUCCGGCUCGACGCGGCCUGGUCGACGUACGCGACCGACAACGUCCUGUGGUACACCCUCUCGCUGGCCUACGAUUUCCUGGACUACCCCGACUUCAAGAGUCCCUUCACCGAGGCGACGGGGAAGCUGCUCUGGUCGAUCCAUUGGCUGACACAUUUCCCGGGCCUGAUGAAGCUGUUCAAUGCCAUCCCGCAUGAAUACGUGGAGAAGCUGAGUCCGGACAUCGGGGCGAUCUUCGGGUUUCAGAGGGAAGUUCGCGCCCAGAUCCACCGCGUCAUCGACGGCGAGAACGACGGCCACCGCUUCGUCCAGCACCGCACCGUCUUCCACGAGAUCUCCCAAGUGGUGGGCCGCGACGCCGCCGCCAUCAAGAUGAUGGAAGACGACGGCGUCAGCAUCACCCUCGCCGGCAUCGAGACGUCCGCGCGGGCCGCCUCCGUCAUCAGCUUCUGGGUCCUCAAGAGACCCGAGAUCCGAGCCCGACUGCAGGCCGAGCUCGAAGCGGCGAUCCCCGAUCCCGACCACAUGCCCGCUCUGGCCGAACUGGAGAAACUGCCAUAUCUGAACGCCGUAUUACAGGAAGGUCUCCGCCUCGGCUACGGCGUCUCCAACCGGCUGUCGCGCUACAACCCCCAGAUCCCCAUCCGCUACGGCCAACACGUCCUCCCGCCCUACACCGUCUUCUCCAUGACGCCCGCGCUCCAGCACCGGAACGCCAGGGUCUUCCCCGAACCGCUCUCCUUCCACCCCGAGCGCUGGCUGCUCGCCCCAUCGUCGUCGUUGUCGUCGUCCACCACCAACCCGCCCUUGUCGAAGUACCUCGUGCAGUUCUCCAAGGGCCCGCGGAACUGCAUCGGCAUGCACCUCGCCACCGCCGAGCUGGUGAUCGGCAUCGCGACGUUCGUGAGACGGCUGGGCCAUCGCUUGGUCCUGGACGACGGGGUCGGGGAGGCGGUCGUCGACCUGGGGAGUGACUACAUCGCGGCCGUCGCCAGCGAUGUGGCGGGGGGGUUGAGGGUGAGGCUCGUCUCGGAUUGAGCGGUGUCUGAUGAUGAGGGGAUUGCGGGGGUGGAAGACGACGGGCGCUCGGGGCGCGGCGCCGGUCGCGUCCCGGAUCCCUCGUCCGCAUUCGUGUAUAGUCUAUCGUUGUUGUUGUUGUAGGCCGGUACGAAGUUAAGUGUGUUCACGGGCACGUAGAGACAUGGACUCGAGAUUUCACACCCUGGUCAGGGACAUGGCCCGGUUUCUGGGACGCUGCGGAUGCAGGCUCCCCGUGUCCCCCGCCUCCCUCUCGCGCGUCAGGAAUGAGGCGAGUCUGGUCUUCACAUCUCGCACAAACCUUGACCUCCCCGUUGGUCGACGGCCUCCGCGAGAUACGCCGGCGUGACUGUC